AUGCAGCCUGGACAGAUUAGUGAUGAGGUCCUAUAUGACCAGCCUCGACACCGUUCACAUGUUAUAUCCUUUACAGAGAAAGGCCCGGAUAUUGUUAUGGUUGAUCAUAGCCUCAGCCAUAGCCGUUGGCAUCUAGAGGAUGAGCGCAUAAUAGCAGCUGUAGGACGGGCCGGCUUCUUGACAUGUUCAAAGCUUCGUUGGAUGAGGCUCGAUUGGCCCCUACUCACCGCUUUAAUAAAUAGGUGGAGGCCGGAGACCAACACUUUCUACUUCCGAAUGGGAGAGUCUACUAUUACGCUACAGGAUGUAGCCAUGAUACUUGGUCUCCGCAUAGAUGGUCCGUGCAUUACCGACAGUGAUAGAUAUUUUUGGCCGGACAGGUGUGAGGAGUUGUUAGGUGUAGCUCCAGAGUCAAUGCCUGGAGGAACUAUUAAAUUGAAGUGGCUAAAAGAGACCUUCUCGGUGCCGUUGCCUUUUGAUGCGCCGCUAAUAUUGAUUGAGCAACAUGCACGUGCAUACAUUAUGCACAUGAUCGGUUCAAUAUUAUUUCCAGAUUCGAGUAAAGAUAAAGUGCAUGUCAGGUAUCAUUUUUAUUAG
This is a messenger RNA of Asparagus officinalis (garden asparagus), 597 nucleotides long. RefSeq names its product protein MAIN-LIKE 2-like. Lineage: Eukaryota; Viridiplantae; Streptophyta; Magnoliopsida; Asparagales; Asparagaceae. The record is from RefSeq and is a predicted model, not a curated record. The transcript has 2 exons. Gene Ontology annotation, biological process: meristem development; meristem maintenance. The coding region runs from base 1 to 597 and encodes 198 amino acids.